ACAAAAAGCUUGUUUCUAUCUAAAUGUUUCUCUCUAACAGGAGCCAAAUCAGACCCUUCUAGCACCCACUGACAUCCAACUAAUUGAACAAACAUGAUUAAAAGAUCCUCUUUCUUAUGCUCUUUGGAGAUCCUAAUAUCUUCUUUUUAAGUCCUGUUUACCUUGCAUAUCUAUUAUCUAAAUCUAUCUCCAAAUAGCCCUUGUGACAACCAACGCAAUCUAACAUCAAAACCUUGAGAGAAAGAUCAAAAUGAGGUUACUAGGUUGGAUGCACAAUAAAAUACGGCAGAGUAGCAUUGAGCCAUUCAAGGAUUUUACAAUAGGGAACUAUUGUGCUUGCCUUUCAGCCAAGUCACCCCUUGAUGACAAAAUCUCCCACAUAAGACCAAGGUUCGACUCCAGACAUCAGGCAUGUGAAAAUACUUUAUCUGAAGUUGAAGCCAGGAAAGCAGAAGGUAAUUAUGAAGAUGAAACAGCUAUGGUCAUGCCUGAACUUUUUCAUGGUUUUCUUGCUAUUGGAACUCUUGGUUCAAAACAAGUCAACAGUGAGCCAGCAACACCAACAUUUCCCAUGUCUUUGGAGAGCAUAGCAAAUGAAAAAAUAGAGGUGACAACGAAUGACUUGAGGGUCAUCAAGGACGAAAUAGAAAAGUUUCUUGACACUGAAGCUGAAGCUGAAGUAGAUGGUUACAAUGAAUCAUUGGGAAGGAGCAGUUAUGUUAGCACUAUUACAAUCAGCGGCAUGCAAAUGGAGGAAGCCAAUGUUGAUGAUUAUGGAAAUACUGCACUUUGUCCACUUCAAGGAUAUCUAUUUGGGUCAUCAAUAAGACUUCCAGAAACAACAGUUGACUUAAAGAAGGAAAAAGUAUCACUGGGGGAGAUGUUUCGUAGGACAAAGCUUACAGAUGAAACUUCUGCAGAAUCUGAAGGGAAAGGAGAGAUGCAUGCCAAGCAAGCACAUAAAUCCGCUAAAAACCUCAUCAAAAAGAUACUAAGAAAGUUUCAUGCUUCAAGAAGCCCUGCCUCUUCUUCCACUAAUGAUGCUACCAAUUCUGUUUCAACCAAGAAAAAGCUUAAUAAGGUACUAAGAAUGUUACAUAGAAAAGUCCAUCCUGAAAACUCUUUAGCUGAAAAAGAGUUCACUAAGUUCCAUGAAGAGAAGAUUAAGACUCUGGAUCACAAUGCAGACCUGGUGCACCAGAAUGAAGACAACAGAAAAUUUCUUCUAGGAUCCAAGUCAAUGGAAAGGCUACAAUGCUACAAGAACAAUUUGAAACUAUCCCAGUAUGGUCUGAGUGGAAGUAACUCGAGUGGAAAUGGGGAAUACUGGAUCAAAACAGAUGCAGACUACUUGGUGUUGGAGCUGUAGCAAAGGAGCAAAAACACGUUAUGGUGUUUGAUGGAUAUCAUCUAUGUUAUUAUGUAUUUGUGAGUGAUAUAGUAGUGAUAACUCAAGGAGAUGGACAGAGUAUGAGGUAUCUAUUAUUUCCUUGUGUAACAAUAAAAGUGUGGUUGCUUAUUGUAAAGUAACAUUUCUAAUUUAGUAAUCGUGAGCUGGCCUAUUUGCAAGUGUCA
This is a messenger RNA of Hevea brasiliensis (rubber tree), 1575 nucleotides long. Its product is annotated as protein LAZY 1-like. The record is from RefSeq and is a predicted model, not a curated record. The transcript has 5 exons. Lineage: Eukaryota; Viridiplantae; Streptophyta; Magnoliopsida; Malpighiales; Euphorbiaceae. Gene Ontology annotation, biological process: regulation of auxin polar transport; gravitropism. The coding region runs from base 251 to 1369 and encodes 372 amino acids.